AUGAAAUUUCUGGUAUUAGUAGCGGCGGUGUCGGUAGUAGCAGGCGCUCCACAACGCGAAAAGCGCCACUACGAGCCUGGCCUGGUGCACUCGUCCUCUCUUCAGAGCAGCUCGCUGCAGCAGACGCAGUACCAAUCCACUUCCUUGCAACAACAGACUUAUCAGCCCCAACAACAAUACAACGUCCAGCCUAUAAACACGUGGCAAAAUCAGCCGCAGGUGUAUCCGAUCAACCAGCAGAGGAUUUUCUCUACUCCUCAAUACCAGCUGCCAGUGUACACUGAUCAGGUGCCCGUGCAAAACGUGCAGUACAGACCUCUCCAGCAGUACGCCCCUCUACAGCAAUACCAUGCUCAGCAGUACACUCCCGUCCAACAGUACACUCCCAUUCAGCACUACACACCUAUCCAACAGUACAGGCAAAUCGAACAGUACAGGCCCGUCCAACAGACUUACACCGUCCCCUACAACUACGACAGCAGUUAUCAGAGGAACCCGUGGUGCUAA
Messenger RNA from Leptosia nina, 507 nucleotides. NCBI's taxonomy places the organism in Eukaryota, Metazoa, Arthropoda, Insecta, Lepidoptera, Pieridae. The record is from the annotation of a GenBank genome assembly.